GUUCUUUAGCACAAGUGAGAAGCGACUGGCGUCGGACUACUCACUUCGUCAUCUGGUAGUAGACAAAAGUAGAAGCAAACAACAUGGCCCAUAACCACACGGUAGAUCAUGGGCCUUUUGCCUAUCCGUUCAAAAUGGUCUCUGCUGAGAUCCAAGAGGGUAUGCUCGGCUGGAACAUACCCCCCGAACAUCAGGAUCUGGUGCACGAACAUUGGCGCCAAUUCCCAGCUGUUGACAAGUCCUCUCACUACCUCUUGGCGCUGAUCUAUGCUAUUCUCAUGAUAUUCUCUGUUACUGGAAACGGACUUGUUAUUUGGAUAUUUGGCACAUCCAAGUCGUUACGAUCUGCAAGCAACAUGUUCAUUAUAAACCUAGCCAUCUUCGACCUGACCAUGAUGUGUGAAAUGCCGCAUCUGAUUGUAAACUCCUUCUACCAGAGGAUGCUGGGUAACCAGCUUGGAUGCGACAUAUAUUCGGUGUUCGGCUCCCUCUCUGGCAUUGGUGGCGCGAUCACCAAUGCCGUAAUCGCAUAUGAUAGAUAUAAGACCAUAUCGUGCCCAAUCGAUGGGAGAAUCAAUCGAGUCCAAGCAUGCAUCUUGAUCACUAUCACCUGGCUUUACGCUUUGCCGUUCACAAUUGUGCCAAUGACGGGGGCAUGGGGCCGAUACGUCCCGGAGGGCUUCUUAACGACCUGUUCAUUUGAUUUCUUGAGCGAAGAUCCGGAUACCAAAACCUUCGUCGCCUGCAUCUUUGUCUGGAGCUACGUGAUCCCAAUGAGUCUGAUUUGUACAUUUUAUUCUAAACUCUUUAUCGCGGUCCGCCAUCACGAGAAAAUGCUUAAAGAGCAAGCCAAGAAGAUGAACGUGAAGUCACUGGCUUCGAACAAGGACGACGGUGGCAAGAGCGUGGAGAUCAGAAUCGCGAAGGUGGCCUUCACCAUUUUCUUCCUGUUCAUCUGCUCUUGGACGCCUUACGGAAUAGUCGCCAUGAUUGGAGCUUUCGGAGACAGGGCCUUGUUAACUCCGGUGGUGACUAUGAUUCCGGCAGUAUUCUGCAAGGCUGUAUCUUGUAUUGAUCCGUGGGUCUACGCUAUCAAUCACCCAAGAUUUAGGGUUGAGUUGGAGAAGCGUGUCCCGUGGAUGGGAGUGAGGGAACCAGACCCUGAUGCGCAGUCCACGAACGCGAGCACGGCCACGACACCAGCCGAGGCUUAGACAACUAGACCAGACUUCGAGAACCAAAGCGACCUUUGCAAUGUUUUUGGACUAACCUCAUGUAUCAAAACAUACGUUCAGUAACGGAAAGCAGUAAUUUGGAUCGUUAAAGACAAAUUCUAAAACUCGAAUCAAUUUUAUUGGUUUUCAAAAGUUUUCUGUCCGGUUGUUUUGAUAUUUGAGGAUGAUUAAAUAAUUCUGUAUAAUGCAACAAACAUUUAUAUUUUAAAGUAAAUGUACAUAUGAUAGUACCUAGAUUUCGGUAAAUAUUGUAUGUUUUUUUGUUGCUAUAGUCAAGCAUGAAAACCGAUACUAUAAUGUGAACCUGUUGUUGAGUUUAGCUUUGUUGUUGUUAGGACUUUGUAUAAACGAUUAGAGAUGCUGUAUAUGUCUAAUAUACAAUGUCUUUUUCUAUACGAAGGGAUUAUAAAAAGUUAUAACUCAAUAAUAUAAGUACCGGAAAAAAAA
Zerene cesonia (dogface butterfly) is the source of this 1682-nucleotide messenger RNA. RefSeq names its product opsin-3-like. Lineage: Eukaryota; Metazoa; Arthropoda; Insecta; Lepidoptera; Pieridae. The record is from RefSeq and is a predicted model, not a curated record. Gene Ontology annotation, molecular function: G protein-coupled receptor activity. The coding region runs from base 84 to 1214 and encodes 376 amino acids. Gene Ontology annotation, cellular component: membrane. The transcript is spliced from 8 exons. Gene Ontology annotation, biological process: visual perception; G protein-coupled receptor signaling pathway.